AUGGCGUCCUCCGACAACCUCCCGAGGGCAUCCCACGAGUCCCACGAGUCCGACACCUCUGUUUCAACUACCAGCAUCGUAUUCGACCGCAUCAACGACCGCAUGUUAAAUAACAACCCCUCCUCUUCUUCCAAGCGCCGGACCUCCCCCCCUGCUGCCCGUCGAAGCAACGCUCCCUAUGCCGACCGAGACACCCUCUCCGAAUUCGACGACGAUGACCCGCUCAAGGAGGAGGCGUCCAGUGACCUCGAGACGGGGCCAUUCCUCCCCAAUGGCGCCGCCGUAGCCCGCCCAAAGUACAUGGACAGGAGCCUGAAGCGCCUCGUCCUGAUCUUGUCUGGCGUUUUCGUCGCCGCCUGGGUGGUCGCCCUGGUCCUGUACAUAUCCUCCAAGGCCUACAAGCACGGUUCCAACUUCGAGCACGACCCGCAAGCUACCAUCGCGCGGGGCAGUGGUAAGAAGCUCACCCUCGACGAGGUCAUGUCGGGCGCCUGGAGGCCUGUAACCCAUACCAUGAGCUGGGUUGCCGGCCCCAACGGAGAGGACGGGCUGCUCCUCGAACAGGACGCUGCCGGUAAAGAUUACCUGGUGGUAGAGGACGUUAGGAGCAAGGACCCGGAUGCGGCCACCGGCGUUGGUGCUGCGAAAUCUACAACCUUGAUCAAGAGUGGCCGUUUCGGAUAUGAGGGAAAGCAGUACCAGAUCGUGGGUGCAUGGCCCAGCUCGGACAUGAAAAAGGUGCUCGUCAGCACCGAUCAGGAGCAAGUAUUCCGGCAUUCCUUCACGGCCAGGUACUGGAUCUUCGACGUGACGAGGCAGAGCGCGGAGCCGCUGAUUCCCGGGGCUGCCCAGGCCCCAGUGCAGCUUGCCAAGUGGAGCCCCACGAGCAACGCGAUCGCCUUCGUCAGGGAAAACAACCUGUACCUGCGCUGGGUUGGUUCGCAGGAGGUGCGCCAAAUCACCGAGGAUGGUGGCGAGAACUACUUCUACGGCCGUCCGGACUGGGUCUACGAAGAGGAGGUUCUCGGCGGCGAUACUGCCACAUGGUGGUCCGAGGACGGCAAGUACCUCGCCUUUUUCAGGACAAAUGACACAGAUGUGCCUGAGUAUCCUGUCCAAUACUUCAUAUCCAAGCCGAAGGGCGGACAUCUUGACGCACUGGAGAACUACCCGCAGGAGCUAUACAUGAAAUACCCCAAGGCAGGCGCGCCCAAUCCCAUUGUGGACCUGCUCUUCCACGAUGUUGAUCGCGGUGACAACUUUGAGGUGAACAUCGAUGGUGGCUUCACGGACGUGGAUCGCCUCAUUACUACCGUGGUUUGGACAGGACAAAGCGUUCUCAUCAAGGAGACUAACCGCAUCUCUGACAACAUGCGCGUGGUUCUUGUCGACGUUGCAACUCGGACCGGAAAGACUGUUAGGUCGGUUGACGUGGGCAAGCUGGAUGGAGGCUGGUUCGAGAUCUCCCAGAAUACUCGCUACAUCCCCCCGGAUCCAGCAAACCAACGGCCCGACGCUGGCUAUAUCGACACUGUUAUCUACGACGACGGUGACCACUUGGCCUAUUUCUCUCCCUUGGACAACCCAGAACCCACCAUGCUCACCCAGGGAAAUUGGGAAGUGGAUAGCGCGCCUUCAGCAGUCGAUCUGAAGAACAAUCUCGUCUACUUCAUCGGGACCAAAGAAUCCUCAACCCAACGCCACAUAUACACGGUCAAAAUAGACGGGACUGACCUGAAACCGAUGACAGAAACCUCCCAGGAGGCCUACUACUCUGCUUCCUUCUCGUCCGGGGCAGGAUAUGUCUUGCUGAACUACCAAGGGCCCAAGAUUCCCUGGCAGAAGGUUGUGAGCACACCCAGCAACUCCGAAAAGUACGAGCAUGUAGUGGAGACGAACAAGGAUCUCGCAGACCGUGCUAAGAAGUACGAGCUGCCCGUUAAGAUUUAUGGCACAAUAUCUGUUGACGGGGUCGACCUGAAUUACAUCGAGCGGCGGCCGGCCCACUUCAACCCUAAGAAGAAGUAUCCUGUCUUGUUCUACCAGUACAGUGGACCCGGCUCGCAGGAAGUGAAGAAACUGUUCAAACAAGAUUUCCAAUCCGCCCUAACCCAUCACGGCUACAUCGUCGUGACGGUCGAUGGCCGCGGCACCGGCUUCAUUGGCCGGAAGAACCGUGUGGUCGUCCGCGGGCAGCUGGGCCACUGGGAGUCCCACGACCAGAUCGCAGCCGCAAAGCACUGGGCGUCGCUCUCGUACGUGGACGCCUCCCGGAUCGCGAUCUGGGGUUGGUCUUACGGCGGGUACAUGGCGCUCAAGACGCUGGAGCAGGACGCGGGGCAGACGUUCAGCUACGGCAUGGCGGUGGCGCCGGUGACGGACUGGCGGUACUACGACUCGGUCUACACGGAGCGGUACAUGAAGACGCCGCAGGAGAACGCGGCGGGCUACGACGGUACGGCCGUCAGCAACGCGACGGCGCUGGCGCAGAACGUGCGGUUCCUGAUCAUGCACGGCACGGGGGACGACAACGUGCACGUGCAGAACACGCUGACGCUGCUGGACAAGCUCGACCUGGCGGGGGUGUCCGCCUACGACGUCCACGUGUUCCCGGACUCGGACCACAGCAUCUACUUCCACAACGCCAACCAGAUCGUGUACGAGAAGCUGCAGGACUGGCUGAUCAAUGCCUUCAACGGGGAGUGGCUCAAGAUCGCGGACCCGGUCUCGAAGGACGCCAACAUAGCGAAGAGGAAUAAGCAUGUGUCGGGCGCGGCCUAG
Messenger RNA from Diaporthe citri, 2781 nucleotides. RefSeq lists its product as uncharacterized. NCBI's taxonomy places the organism in Eukaryota, Fungi, Ascomycota, Sordariomycetes, Diaporthales, Diaporthaceae. Gene Ontology annotation, biological process: proteolysis. The record is from RefSeq and is a predicted model, not a curated record. The transcript has a single exon. Bases 1 to 2781 code for a protein of 926 amino acids. Gene Ontology annotation, molecular function: dipeptidyl-peptidase activity; serine-type endopeptidase activity.